GUUCGUGAGAUUAAAAGCGGGUAUCGACAUGGGAGUUCAUCGCAAUACUGUAUCGUCAACCGACCGAAUAUAACGCACGCAGAGCUCUUACUAUACUUACAAAUUAAUUAAAUUUUUGGAGAAGUUACCCCCCAUACAAUAGAGCUAAUAAUUCCAGUUUAAAUAGCACUGCAAAACCAGUUGUGUGUCGAGUUUACAGUUUUUUCUCACUUCUUCAAUUCACUUGUUUUCCCACAAGAACACCAAGGAUUCAACGUCCCUCCUUUUCUUCAUUUCUUUUCUUCAUUUUGUGACCAAAGUUUAAUUUCAAUUUUUUUCUUCUGAAAAAGAAAAGUAAUAAUUCCCCUAAAGAUACCAUCUCAGUUACGGAGACUUUUUUCAUCAUCAACGACAAAAGUGUUGAGCCAGAGAGUUAAAAAAAAAAUAAAUAAAAAUAAAUAAAUAAAAGUUAAUCAAUCCAAUAAGAAAGUAAAAGCAAAGUGUGUGUUAUUUGAGAUAAAUAAAAAUAAGGAAUUCCAACAAAGAUUUUAAAAAAAUUAAGAUUAAUUAAGAAAAAAUAUAUAAAAUUCGAUAAUAAAAAAUAGUGUAUUUAGAGAAUUUUCGACGUUUAAUUUUUUUAUGAUUACAUUAAAAUAAAAAAAGGGUGUAAAAUACGCGUAAUCGAAAGUGUUUUUUGUAUUUUUCUACUUUUAUAAUUCUGUUGUAAUAUUUGCGAAAGUAUAUUAUAAAAAAGUCUCUACUAAAAUAACCUUCAAAACAAAUUAUAAAAAGCAAAAUCCUAAAAUUCUGACUUAAAAAAAAAAUAACAAAAAUUGGCUGAGAAGCUGCAAAUCUCCCAUUUGGAAGAGUGUGUUUAAUUUAUGUUGAUAGCAGAUCGAACUGAUUUAUCCACAAAGAAUCAAUAAAUACAAAUUACCAAAUCCAGACAAAGUGAUCGUAUACGAUUGCUGUGGCGGAAUUAAUUGUGAAAUUGGCAGAACAUCUGCUUGUGAUUGUAUUACCCACCCACCCGUGUUUUGCAAGUUGCUGACAAAAACCAAAAAAUGCAUAUAGAAAUUCAAGUUGCACUCAAUUUUGUCAUAUCCUACUUGUACAACAAAUUACCACGUCGCCGUGUAAAUUUAUUCGGUGAGGAGCUUGAGAAGGCGCUCAAGGACAAAUUUCAAGGUCACUGGUAUCCGGAGAAACCCUUCAAGGGCUCUGCAUUUCGUUGUCUGAAAACCGGAGACCCAACUGAUGCUGUUCUCGAUAGAGCGGCCAGGGAAAGUGGUGUUCCCAUCAAUGAUAUUCUCGAGAAUCUUCCAUCGGAAUUGGCUGUUUGGGUCGAUCCUGGAGAGGUGUCCUAUCGAAUUGGCGAAAAGGGAGCCAUCAAAAUCCUCUUCUCAGAGUCCAAUGAACACCAUGAGGACUCCUCUUCAGCUGAUCGUGAGGUCACGAAAACAUUCAAUCCAGAGGCACAAUGCUUCCGGCCAAUUGAUGCUGUCAACUCGAGCUUCGGUACACUCAGUAUAAGUCCAAAGACAUCACCCAAUGGAUCCCCACUGGCAUCCACUGGGAGUCCAACAUUCAAGAAUGGUGCUCUAACUACAAGUCCAGCACCCGGCACCGGUGCCCACUCAUUCCUGCCACGCACCCAGGCACCGCUCACCUUCACCACGGCCACAUUCGCUCAGACCAAAUUCGGCAGCACCAAAUUGAAGACUAGCUCUAAGAGGGCAAAUAGGCAAUUCCCAUGCAGGAUGUCUCCCACUGAGUUCUCCAACUACAUCAAGCAGCGCGCAAUGCAGCAGCAACAGCUGCACCAUUCGCACAACCAUAAUGGAUCCAAUGGCAACCAUUUGGGCCCCAUUGGACCAGCUUCCCCAUCGCGCUCCAUCUCCCCGAAUCCGCUCACUCUCGGACUCGGCAGUGAUCCCUACUUCUUCCAGAACCUCAAUAUGAGCGUGUAUCCACAAUUUGGUGGACCACGUAGCGUCUUUGGCGAUUCGGGCCACUUUGGGGCUCAUCCGCCGGACAUGUACUCCUCGCCUAUGGGCAAAUUCAACUCGUACCAGGAGCCACACAAUUUCUACAGCGCCGGAGGUCUGUCAACUGGUCAGCAGGGCGUUGUAGGGGCUGGUGGUGGAUUGGCCAACAGUCCGUCCGCAGCUACCACCACGGAUACCAAUGCGGCUUCAGGGGCUGCAGCUGGAUCCACCCAGAAUGCAGAGGGAAGUUCUCCGGGCACCAGCGACAGCGCCAAACUUCUGGAUGGCCUCAACUCCUUCUACACCAAUGCAGGUCCGUAUCAGCAUCUCUUAGUCGCAAACUAGACAAUUGUAUAUUGAAGAAAAAAAAAAAGAAAACACACAAGAUCGGUUGCCACAUAAUUUAUUUUUCUACACUAUGUUUUGUACUUUUUUAUUGAGAAAAAAAAAUAAACAUAUAUUGUUGUACAUAAGAGAAGGUGAGCAAUCUUAUUCGCGAUUGCUUGAAUAUGGAUACUUUUAAACUCACCCGGGGGACGAUGGUUAAUUUCAUUUUCUAUAUAGUCACUCGAAUUGAUUAGAUACGAAUGAGAAAAAAAAAUUAUUAAUUAUUAAAAAAAAAAAAACAGAACACAGGGUAAUACGCGAGAAUUGAGCAAAGAUAUCGAAGGUUUCUUUUUUCGCGGUGUUGCUACCAACACCUGGGGGAAAGAAUGGUAUAAAAAAAAAUUGAAAAAUUGUGUCAUAAAAUUUGUCUGUUGAUUGAUUUUCCUAAUUUUUCGUCUUCUAUAUUAAACAAGAAUUUAAAGAAUAAAAAUCAAGACGAUACUGUGUAGUAAACACGAUUUCUUAUUUUUUUUCAAAUUAAAAAAGAACUACACAAUGACAUAAAAUAAUAUAAAAGAAAUUUUAAGAAAAAAAAAAGAAUCACCCACCAAAAUCUAUCAUUAUAAUUAAAUUACAUGCAAUUAGAAAUGCAAGAAAAAUUGAUAAACAUUGUAAAUACUUUAUUUACAUAACUUAUUGAAGAGAUGAAAAACAAAUAGAUGAAAUAAUUUUGUACGUGCAAUAGUGGCGUAAAAGAACAUUUUUAUGGACAACAAAAUAUUAAGAGAAAAAAAAACAAACCAAAAAUGUAAGCAAGAGAUAAACGUGGAAAUUUUGCCGUCUCCUUAAGGAAAAAAAAAACAAAACAACAAGGACGUGAAGAAGAGUUCUUUUUGAAAACACUAAACACUAUCCUAGCAUUCAGAGCUUACCUUCACUCACGGUAGGAGCUUCUAAAAAGGGGCAAAUGUUCGAAAAGUUAUACCUUAAGUUUGCAAAAGACCCAUACGGUGGCGCUGCAAACCUGAAUACUUUCGAAAAGAAACUAUAUAUAUUUUCUUUUUCGAAAAUAUGUAUUCGAAACUCGGACUUUUUAUACUUUAUUCCAAAACCAACCAAAAGUUCGAAAAGAGCUUUGCACGCUUUACGUACAUAUCUGCUAUAGAAGUCGCGUUGUUCGAAUAGGUUAGGAAAUUUCUGGCAACGAUUGAAGAUUUGUUGGUCUUCUUAAUAUGCAAAAAGAAACUUCUAAAUUGAUAAUUCCUUGCAGAAUUAUCAAGAAGUAAAAACGUAUUUUCUGUCUUUUCAAAACGAUAUUCGAAAUUCUCAAAGUUCAGUUAUGAUUGGGAAGAUUGUGUUUUAGAUAAAAUAGAGAGAUUAAAAAUUGUUUUUUAAUUUAUUUCGAAAAGUUCUGGGAAUGAGUAUUUAAUAGCGAGGAAAUUAAGUGAAUGAAAUUGAUGACAUAAGAGAAAAUGGGAUAAUUACCCUUUUUAUGAAAACUGUCUCACUAAAGGAUUAUUAUUUUUUUAUUUUAUUUAAAAACACGAUUUCCGAAAAUGUUUCAAAUUAAUUGAUUAUUUAUUCAAAAGAGAGAUUUCGAUCAGAAUACCCUCGUUCUAAUGGGCUUUGAAAAUCAGUUUUCCAUUUAUCAAUCAGGAUAAACAGUGGCUAAACAGUAUGUUCGAAAAUAUUCGGACUUACACCAGUGCUGUAAAAGUUACCCAGUAUUCAUUAUCCCAAUUUGAUGAUAGUGAUUCAUGAGACCUUCUAGUCAUUUUUCAAUAUUAUUUAAUUUAGGCGUAGCUUUUUCGUUUCGGCAAUAUCUUUUCGACAUAGCUGAAAAUGCUCUUGUAAAGUGAAAGUUUUCAGGAUCAGCGCCACCACAUGACUACUAAUUAAAUUAAUGGAGUAGUUCGAAAAUUAUAGUGGUAGAUCUACUACCUUUUUCGAAACUCUCUCACCAGAAAAGACAAGCUCUAAAUGCAAGGUUUUACGAAUUACACAAAUAAAUAAUGAGAGUGAAAGAAUAAUAAAAAUAAAGAAAUUAAUACAACUGUAAAGACGGAUAUUACCUUUACGGCAACUUUUAAGAAUAGUUUAUACUUUAUUUUUUCACUUGCUUCGUAUUGAAUACGAUUAUACAGAUUUAAUAAAAGAAGAAUAAGAUGAUGAGAAAAAAAAUACAUAGGACUAUAUUCUUUUAGAGAAGACAUUACAUAUUAAAAAAAAAGUAUAUAUUAGGAUAUAUUUUAGCAAGAGCAUGUAAGACCUGUUUAUAAAACUUUAUUGUAGACAUUUCAUAAAUUAAAACAGAAAUAUUUCAAAACUUGUUACAUUGUAGAUGACAUCAGAGAAAUACUACAAUAAAAAAAAUGAAAUAAGAAUAUUAAGAAUAAUUUUUUUACGAUUUGUUACCACUUUUUUGAAAAAAAAUCUUUUUUAUUAUCUUUUUUUUUAAUUAGAUUGUAAAUUUAUUUUAUUUUGUACAUUUGUAGUGAUUAUUUUCCAAACUCAAUGUCGUCCAUUUAACACUGAAGAUAUUUUUUUAUUAUUAUUUUUGAAUAAUGCGAGAGAAUUUUGAUGAUAGAAUGAAAAAAAAUAUAAACAAAUAAAUCACGUGAAGUAUUCAAUACUAUCUAGUCGGCUUAUUCUAUAGAAAGAGAAUGAAGAAUAAAAAAAUGAACUAUAAUAAAUUAGUUAUAUGAUAAAUGAAUGAGGAAAAAAACAAAGAAGAGAUAAAAAACUAAAUUUGCAUAUCAGUAAAAAACAAUAAAGUAAUACUACAAGAAAGAUGUGAAAGAAAUAUGUAAAAAAAAGUCGUUUAAAAAAAACUAUAUAAGGACAACAUUUAACUUAUUCUAGCUUUAUCAUAAGGAAAAAUAGUUCAGAAGAUUAUAAAGAAAAAAAUAAAGAGGAAAAAUCAAAUGAUAUUGAGACGAACACAAAAUUUUAUAAAGAAUAAAAUAAACUGUAUAAAAGGUGCUAAUGAAAGGUGAGGAAAGUGAAUUAAAAAAAAAACUAUUACCGAUAAAACUUUCUGCAUAUAAACUGAAUAUUUUCCCAUAAAACUAUUUUUUUUCAUUGAAAUUUAUGUUUGUUAAUCUUUUUGAACCGCUACUUUUUUUACACUAAAUAAUUUAUGAGAAUAGAGCAAAAAGACAUAUUAAUCUUCCUAUUGAAACUUCUCCUUAUUUUCUAUUAAAACUUUUUUUAAGCUAAUAUUAUAAAGUAAAUCACCUAAAAUCAUGCUAAUUGAAGUACAUACUAGAUGAAAACAUGUACCUUUUGUGGUAGAGAAUUUUUAUUAAGCAGUACCUGCCGGAAAUAUUGAAGAAAAAAAAGUGCAAGUGAAACAAUUUAGAAUUGUAUCACUCUGCAAUUGCAGACCAGAGAUACGAAAUAAUUAUAUAGAUAUGCAUUAUUUUCUAUAUUUAUGCAAAAACAUUUGUUUGUUAAAUGCGUUCUAGAAGACUAUUAUAUAUUUUUUAUUUCUUUUUUUUUAAAUAGAAAAAUCUCCUUGUUAAACUCAAAGAUCAAUUCCAUGCAUUCUUCCCUCACUUGCUUCAUUUGGUUAACUUUUUGUCUUUUUAAUUCAAUAAAAUCUACUUUUUCAUGUCCUUAUAUAUCAAGGUAUAACAUUAAAAUCAAAGAAUUACAAAUUCAUCUUGAGAUAUACCUUUCAGCUUUACUUGAGAUAAUUUUUCUCACUAUUUAUUUUUGCUCCCAAAUGUCUGGAAAUUUUGUACUUUUUUCGUUUAAACUUGCAAUUGCGAUUAAUUCGGAGAAUCUAGGAAGAAAUUUUCGCAGAGCAGCAGUAAAUCAAUUAAAUUUAAAAUUAUGAAAAAUAUUCAAAUAAAUUUCUUGCUCAAAUAAAACCAUUUCUGCUAAGCAGCUACUUCAAACUGGUUUAUGUGCGAAGCUUACAUGUGAAUCAUUUAAACUAUAAGUCAGAACUCUUUUCUUCGAAGGGAAAAACACUUACUUGAAGUGUUUGGUUGUCUUCAUAUUAUAAUUCUUUUUCAUCUUAAAUCUUAAUGUUUCUUUAUCCAACUUCAAGUGGAUUAUCUCAUCUAAAUUUUUAUUGAAAUAAAACUAUGUUAAUUGAGGUAGAAAAGUUAUCAAAAUAGCCCCUGGUAGAUUGACCAUUCCCUUGUUUAUUUUCCAAGCUAUUCUAAAAUUAGAGGUUAUGUUUCAGCUAACCUAAAAAAACAAAGUUCUCGUAAUAGAACACUUCCAAAUACACUAACAAUAUUUUUUUCGCAUAAAUUCAGGAUUUUUUUUUCAGAAAUUUGCCAGUAAUACCGUUCUAGCACUUUUCUAGAAGAAAUUUUAGCUUUGCCAAUAACUCUACAGGAGUGUUAAAAAAUUCUUCACAAGACCCUUCAGAAUAUAAUUAAAAUCGAGAAAAAACUGACUGAUGAAAAGAAAAUGCAUGUUUUUCGGACUAAUAUCCCAAAAACUGCUGCAAAUAAUCCAAAAAUUACUUUAAGAGAUUUUUCUUUAAGAAUUUUUAGUAAUUGCGCUCAAAACGAUUAACUAGGGGAUAAAUUUAAUUUUUCUGCUUUAAUAGAAUUGGGCAAAAUCUUUAAUUUUGAAGUAUGAAAUUUGAAAAAUUUCUUUUUCAGUUUUAUUGCAAACCUGUGACAUUUUUAGGCCAUUUUGAAUAUAUGACAGAGACAAUUAAUUUGUCUGAAAAUAUGAUUAUCUCUUAUCUUUAUCAAAAAGUAUUAUAGCAGUUUCAAAGAAAAUUAUCCUAAAUGUGAUAAUCCAGCAAAAGUUGCCCAAAUGUAAUAGAGUAGUAAUUCCUACUUUGAAAAUGAAGUCCUAUUGCCCCUAUCGCUUUUUCCGAUUGGCUAGAGCUUAAGAGCUUCCUAACUCCAAUAAUGGCGUCUACACAUUAGAGAACUUUAUGUCCAUAUUGAAGCAAAUUACCUACGCUUCUAUAGAAAGAGCUGGCAAAUAUGGACAUAAAUUUCUCUAGUGUGUAGAAGACCUAAGAGAAAGCGGUUUGACUAAAGUAUUUUAUAGGAUUAUUACUUUGCCUACAGAAUUCGAGCAAAUUCUAGCAAAAUUCUGUUUCAUUUUCGCCAUACAUGAUUGCAAUAAAAUGUCUCUAAUCAAGGCUUAAGUCUGCUCCACACAAAAAGAAUCAUUAAAAAAGCUCUGCGAAAAUUUCUCUGUUCAAAAAAUAUUUAUUAAAAAAAAUCUAUAUUUAGAAGUAAAUGAAAAGUAAUAAAAAAUAGAUGUCGAUUUAACUUACAAAAAAUUCGCAUACAAUGCAUGUAAAGAGAGAUGAUAAACUAAUAGAAUAACUAAAAAAAGAAGAUUAUAUAAUAAGAAAUCCCUUUAAAUUGAGAUAGGCUAGAGAGUUUAAAUAUAGAAUAUAAAAAAAAUACCAAAAUCGUUAAGUGGAUUUUUUUUUAAAUGAAGUUUCUUUGAGAAAGACGAAACUAAAUUGUCUUACUUUCAGAGCAAGUGUGUGAAAUUCUAUACAAUUCUUAAAGAAAAAAAAUAUUAGCAUCAGCUAAAAAGAAAUGAUAAAAAAUGUGAAUACAAAAAUACUUUCUAGAUUUUAUUAUUAAAAUAAAAAGAUGAAAAAAAUAUAUAGAGAUAGAGUGUAAAAUAAUUUGUUACUUUUUUAUAAAUCAUUUUAUACAAUUAAAAAGAGAGGAGAGUGAGGAGAAUGAGAAAGAAAACUCAUGAAUGAUUGUUAUACACACCAAUUUAAAAAAAAUAUAUUCUUGUUUUAUUUUUA
Messenger RNA from Phlebotomus papatasi, 8049 nucleotides. RefSeq names its product protein Tob1-like. The coding region runs from base 1044 to 2312 and encodes 422 amino acids. The record is from RefSeq and is a predicted model, not a curated record. Gene Ontology annotation, molecular function: transcription corepressor activity. Gene Ontology annotation, cellular component: nucleus; cytoplasm. The transcript has 5 exons. NCBI's taxonomy places the organism in Eukaryota, Metazoa, Arthropoda, Insecta, Diptera, Psychodidae. Gene Ontology annotation, biological process: regulation of gene expression.